CGUCGCUGUCAUUUGUUGCGCUCGACCAGUCGAGUCUGCCUGUUUGGGCUCCGGCGCGUCGAGGCGCGUCUGCCGCGCUCAUCUAUUUAAACACCCACACCUCCUCUUCUGUUCUUCUUCUGUUCUUCUGUUCUGUCUAUGCAUUGCUGAGCAACAUGUACAAGUCUCUGCUCUCCGCACUCGCUCUCUCGAGCUCGGUGCUCGCGUCUCCCCUCCUCAAACGCGCAUCCACCUCCUCCUACGUCAACCAGACGACAUGCGACUCGCUCGAGUACACCUACGACUCCAUGGUCGCCUGGGGUUUCCUUGCCGGCAACGCGGUCGACAACUACGGCGACACCAUCGGCUUCGGCUCCAGCAUCACUCUCGAGCGGCCCUCCGUCAAAGUCACCACCCUCGCCGACGGCUCCAAGAACUACUCCGCCACCGUCUACAACCUGCCCGACCGCGGCUGGAAUACAAUGGGAACCACGAACUUUGAGCCACGCAUAUACAAGUUUGAAAUCUCGUUUGUGCCCGAGCCCUCGGGUUCGUUCCACCCGAACCUCAAGUGGAACCUCCUCGAUACUCUCAUCCUCACGGAUCCCUACGGAAACCCCCUCACCGGCUUUGACUGCGACACCACCCUCACCUUCCCCGACAUGCCCGACAUCCCUGCCGCGACCUUUGAGCACAAUGGCUGGUACGACUUUGGCGGCCAGGACGAGUCUGUUCGAGUCUGCUUCGACGCAGAGACCCUCAACGUCAUCAACGGAUCGAUCGAGAACGGCUUCUGGAUCACCGACGAGUACGGACCGUACCUCUACCGCUUCAACUCUCGCGGUAUGAUGGUCGAAGCCAUCCGUCCCCCCGAGGCCAUCGUUCCCUACCGCAACGGCACGCAGUCUUUCUCCGCCGACUCUCCGCGCGAGGGCUCGGACAUUGACGGCGAUGACAUCACCCCCGCCGACCCGGACUCUGGACGCGACAACAACCAUGGGUUCGAAGGCGCGAGCAUCUCGCCUGAUGGCAAGUAUCUGUUUGCGCUUUUACAAGCCGCGACCGUGCAAGACGGCGGCACAAAGAAGUACCAGAGCUCCUACAGCCGACUUGUCAAAUACGACAUCUCCACCCCCGGCGCGUCCGAGUUCGUGGGCGAGUAUAUCGUCAAGCUGCCGACCUACCACAACCCAGACAAAUCAGACAAGAAGAACCCCGAGACGGCCGCCCAGUCCGAGCUCUACGCGCUUUCCGAGUCCCAGUUCUUUGUCCUCGCGCGCGACUCUGGCCGCGGCCACGGCCAGUCCGAGUCCGAGUCGCUCUACCGCCACAUCGACGUGUUUGACAUCUCGAACGCGACAGACAUCCACUCGGUCGACGAGUACAACGUCGUCGGCGGCGCCGUCGCGCCCGAUGGCGUCCUUGUCGACGACAUCACGACCGCCACGCUCUGCCCGUUCCUCGACGUCAACGUCAACUCGCAGCUCAACAAGUUCGGCGGCGGUCUCCACAACGGCGGUGAUCAGGAGUGGGAGCUGCUCAACGAGAAGUGGGAGGGCAUGGUCCUUAUCCCUGCGGAUGGUGCGUCGGGCGCUGACAACAAGUACUACGCCAUCAUCACCUCGGACGACGACUUUAUGACCCAGCACGGCUACGUCAACUUUGGAAAGCACACCUACCGCGACGACGCGGGAUACAAUCUCGACAACCAGGCUUUGGUGUUUGAGAUCACGCUGCCCAGCUCGCUCAAGCCGUUCGGCGAGUUCCCUGCUGGAAGUUAGUCCAAAUAUCUGUACAAAUGAUCUCAAUAAUACUCAAUAAUAGUCAAUCAUCGCAAAUAUCGCAAGAAUAAGCAUACUGUAAACAACGUCACGUGAGCUGACAAAUAUCUUGCCCUAACCC
Myxozyma melibiosi is the source of this 1881-nucleotide messenger RNA. RefSeq names its product 3-phytase. The record is from RefSeq and is a predicted model, not a curated record. The transcript has a single exon. Bases 156 to 1760 code for a protein of 534 amino acids. Lineage: Eukaryota; Fungi; Ascomycota; Lipomycetes; Lipomycetales; Lipomycetaceae.